AGGGUUUAUUUCACUUCCAAGUUCAAACCGAAGAUUCUCCAAGUAAACGAUGUACAAAACUGGUGAUCGGAAGAAGCCACAGAAUAAAAGGAAGGAUUUUGAUGGUAUUGUUACCGAUCAGACGGAUGAUCAGGCCUAUACCGAGCGCAGAUUUCUUCGUUCCGGUUAUCUAACGAUUCAGAAUCUCAUUCGUGACAAAAGAUAUGAGAUAGCAGCUCCUACUUCCAAGAAAUUCCAAUCCAUCAUCGAUGAGGUCAACGAAAUGCAUCAUCUGGUUAAGAAACCAAGAGAGCAAGUAUCUGAUGCAGAGGCUCUACGUGACCUGGCUAACACCUUGGUGGCUUCCAUUAGGGUGCAAAGCACCGGAAGUGUAACUUCAUCUGUAUUUGUCUCGAGUUUGAUAACUGAAUAUGGUCAGAAAGGGAUGAUAGGGAUCACAGAAACUGUCCAGAUUCUCUGGAAAGAUAUUGGUUUGCAUGUUUCUCCAAUGUUCAUGGUUUCUAACGGUUCCUGCACCAUGCUUGGACCCAUGAGGUAUGAAACUAAACCACUAGUCAUGCGAAAACGCCGAAGGAGAUCUGUGAAGGAAGAGAAGGUGAAACCGGAAGAACUUGAGGGUACCAUCUCUAAAGAGAAGACAGAAACUGAGAAGGUUAUUGCAACGAUGUUUGAUAUUCUUAGAAGCAACACAAAUGUUCGUGUUGAGUACCUCAUGCUAAAUAGGUUCUCAUUUGCACAAACUGUGGAGAAUCUGUUUGCUUUCUCCUUUCUGGUGAAAGAUGGGAGAGUUAGGAUAUCGGUGGAUAAGAAAGGCUGUCAUCAUGCGUCACCAAGGAACGCUCCUGCUCCUUGCACAAUCACGUCGGGGGAAGUGGCAUAUUGUCACUUCAUCUUUAGGUUUGACUUCAAUGACUGGAAGUUGAUGAAGAGUUUAGUGGGUGAAGGUUUGGAGCUGAUGCCUCAUAGGAUCAAGUUGAAUCCUUGUGGUGGUGAUCAUCAAGAAAUGCUAUUGAAAAAAGAACAAAGAUGGGCUUAAAUUGGUAGAAGAUGUGGUUUUUGGUUUCAUUUCAGGUAAAUGUUAAAAUCUUUUGGGAUGUACAUAUAGACAGAUGUUAGAUAUAUUAGCAUGCGUGCAGCAGUUGCUAGGGCAUAGCCUUAAAAACUUUUAGGCCAGAGUGGUAAAACUCGACAUUAAUUACAAUACUAGUUGUAACCACUUCAUGUUUAUUCCUAAGCAUGCAUUUUGUUGUUCAUUUGUAAUCGUUUCAUGAAUCUAUUGCGUCUUAUUUGCC
Cynara cardunculus var. scolymus (artichoke) is the source of this 1292-nucleotide messenger RNA. Its product is annotated as non-structural maintenance of chromosomes element 4 homolog A-like. The coding region runs from base 50 to 1036 and encodes 328 amino acids. Gene Ontology annotation, cellular component: nucleus; Smc5-Smc6 complex. The record is from RefSeq and is a predicted model, not a curated record. The transcript is spliced from 7 exons. NCBI's taxonomy places the organism in Eukaryota, Viridiplantae, Streptophyta, Magnoliopsida, Asterales, Asteraceae. Gene Ontology annotation, biological process: DNA repair.